Messenger RNA from Temnothorax curvispinosus, 1854 nucleotides. RefSeq lists its product as uncharacterized. The record is from RefSeq and is a predicted model, not a curated record. NCBI's taxonomy places the organism in Eukaryota, Metazoa, Arthropoda, Insecta, Hymenoptera, Formicidae. Bases 164 to 1384 code for a protein of 406 amino acids. Gene Ontology annotation, cellular component: cytoplasmic vesicle membrane. The transcript has 6 exons.
GCGGCGAGGGACGAGGGCGAAAGCACGCGUACGCGACGAGCGACGAGCGACGAGUGCCUCGUCGGGGAGGAUAAAGUGCGUGCCGUACAAAGUCAAAAGUGGCAGUAGUGGCGUAGUGGCACAUUCGACGUCUGACAAUAGACGUCUGGUACUUGGUAGGAUUAUGGUGCGACCGGCGAGGGGUCGAAUACUCGAUACACCAUUCGUGGCGGCUACUCUGACGCUGCUCAUGAUGCUGCUGCUCGAUCAAGUGUCUUCUCUACUGUGCCCUGGAGGGCAUGCCUGCUCUCCUCCAAAAUCAUGCUGUCUCUAUGGCUGUUGUUACGAUGGCUUUACACCAGCAGCGCAUCCAGAAAUAUUAGAUUUCGUGAUUUUGUCUACUUGGUAUCUAUGGGUAGCGAUACUCGCGGUCUUGGUUUUAGCCGCAACGUGCGGCUUUUGGCUAUGGAAACGUCGCCGUUCGGCCGUGUCAGAAGACACGUCCUCGGAAAGAACUUCCACAGGACCGUGGUAUCCACCUCCUCAUUAUAGCCGAUGUAGUUCCUUUGUUCAGGCAUUACCACCACCAUACAACGAGGUGACUGCAAAACCAGACCUUUAUCCUUUAGUAAUUGGUUACGACGAUAGUUCAGGCAAAGGUACUUCUGGUUUUGUGAUGCGCUACUUCAGAUCGUUGUCACACGCAAGUACAUUGGAUUCAUUGAGCUCCAGUUUCAUGUGCAAUAUGGUGAACGAAGCAAAUACCAUUAUUCCACCACCGUACUCCUGCAACAACAGUGUCGACGACGUGUCGGCGACGGAGUGCGAAAGAAGAGAGACAGGCGACGUCGGUUCCAUCGUCUCCUUGACAAAUCACAGAACAGUCUCUGACAUAUCAAGCCUUGGUGCUCAAUCUCCUUGUUCACCGCCGAGGGCUACCAGCCCAACGAUAGAAUUACGGGAAUUAUUGGAUAAGAUACAGCAACUUCCUCAUUUGUCUAACGGGCAUUCCACCACCAUGCCGUGCCAACAGAAUCAAGCCCCGAUUUUGUACGUAACAAGUAGCGAUGGUACUACUCAACAACGGCCUUUAAGUCCCAACGAUGUCGGUUCGUACAAAGUCAGGAGGACCAGGGGUAAGCUGUACAUGCCAUUGGGCGUGCCGACGUCGCGAAGCAAAACGAAGCGAUGGCUGUCGCGCUCCGCACCAACAACGCCCUCGGGUACGACACCACGGUCCUUCUUGCCGGGACAGAGCAGGAGGCCUUCGGAGACCGACAACAAUACGCAGCAGGCGGUGCCGUUGCUUUACGAGCAAGACGAGAACGAAAGCAACAAUAUGGAUCAACCGUCAUCGGGUGUUCCCGUGCUCGCUGAACAAGAGGAAGAACGACACGCGACAUGACAUGAUGUCUAACGUGUUCGUGCCAUUUAAUACUCGACAUCGCACGGAUCUCGCGUAAGAGACGUGCCGAUAUCCACUACACACAUAACACACACAGACCCAUACACACACAGACACAUAUACACAGAUUUAAAUAUUUUAUAAUAUGACUCUGAUACACACACAUACACCGUCAUCAUGUAUGCCGUAUCAUAAAAUUAUAUACAUUCGGGACGUCGUGUAGAUAUUGAUGCAACAUGUGAAAAAACCUAAACUUUAUUUAUAUUUAAUUAAAAUAAUAUUGUAUACACACAGGGACACACAUACAAAAAUAGAUAUUAACCAAAUACCUAAAUCUAUGUCAUUUGAUUAAUAUCAUUAUAUUUUGUAUGUGUCCCUUUUAUUUAAUAUCUAUUUAGUUAAUAUGUGUGUGCACAUACGUGUGUUCUAUAUUAUUUACUUCUUAAUGUUUAGCUUAAUCUUUUCAGUAU